Messenger RNA from Nematolebias whitei (Rio pearlfish), 896 nucleotides. It is a transcript of the gene rangrf, whose product is annotated as RAN guanine nucleotide release factor. Lineage: Eukaryota; Metazoa; Chordata; Actinopteri; Cyprinodontiformes; Rivulidae. Gene Ontology annotation, biological process: protein import into nucleus; heart contraction; regulation of sodium ion transmembrane transporter activity. The coding region runs from base 20 to 604 and encodes 194 amino acids. The transcript is spliced from 2 exons. Gene Ontology annotation, molecular function: small GTPase binding; sodium channel regulator activity; guanyl-nucleotide exchange factor activity. The record is from RefSeq and is a predicted model, not a curated record. Gene Ontology annotation, cellular component: nucleus.
GCACGCGAUAACUCGAGACAUGCAGCGUGCAGGAGGAGGCAGCGCUCUUCAGGCUCGCGCUCUGUUCGGAGGAUCCUUCUCAGCGGUCAUCCCCUCCGGCGCCUCGGACGUCAGCGAGCUGAGGAAGAUCCCGGACAACCAGGAGGUUUUCGCUCACCCCCACACCGACCAAUGCCUGAUCGUGGAGCUGCUGGAGUACCAGGCUCAGGUGGCCGACGAGGAUGCGGCCAGGUUCCACUUCGAGGAUGUCGCUGGCUGCAACCAGGCUCUGGAGCCCGGUGCGCUCGAGGUCUCCGGCGUGGCGGCGCUGCCCAGAGCCGAGCUGUCCCUGAAGGAGUGCAGCUGCGCGUGCAUGCUCACGGGAGCGCAGCGCGUGUCCAAGUUCAACGAAGAGGCGAAGAACACGGUGGCCAUUCACCUGGGUCUGUUCCGGCUGCCGCAGUUCUCCACAGAUGUUCUGGUGACCUUCAACGACCCGCAGAGCAUCAGCCCCCACAGCAGCAGCGCGUCUGCAGCGGACACGCGUGGAGAGCCGUGGACCCUGCUCGACUUCCAGCGCCUCUUAAACACUCUGAGCCUGCACGAUCCUGGCCUGUUCGGAUAGACUGUAACUUUUAACACACUGUGCGACUAGGCCUGUUUGUACUUUUACUUCUGAUGGAUAAGAUGAAAAAUAUAAAAACAGAUAAUUAAUUAACACAACAGGCAGGACAGUGUGGGCCUCAUGCUUUAAAUGCACCUUUUGUUAUAGCAGUUAAAAUUAACCCCAGUCAAAUAAUUAGAUGUUUUACUUUUGUAAUAUUUAUCUUCCAAGUGAGGGCAUUGCUUAAAUGUAAAUUUGGUUAAAAUUUAUAGUUUAAUGCAAAGUGUCUAGGCCUGAUUUUGUUUUGUUUCCA